AUGGAUUGGCACAGAAAGCUAAUUGGCGGGGGCAUAGGUGAACGGCUUCGCGAAGCAAAGAUUCAUGCGAAACGGAAGAGCGUGGAAGGUGAAACGCGGAGAGGGGUCGUCACGCAGCGCCAACCGAAUGAACCCAGUGCUCUCCUACGACCUGGAGCCGACUGCUGGCUGGCUACUGCUGCCGGUGCUCUCGAUAUGGUGCCGUUGAUGCCGGAUGUGGACACGAGCCCAUAUUCUUCAUCUGCUUCACCAUCGUCUGGUUUUGAGGAUUUCCUGCCGUGUCACCUUGCAAACAUCCCAAUCCCGGAUGUCCUUACCAAUCCCCUUCCGACAUCCGAAUCCUCAUCAAUUACACCUGAAUAUCCGUUGUCCUUUUACGGUGCACUGUACAUCAACGGCAUGUAUUUGAGGAUUCCCUGUUCCACAGUGGUGCCUGCGAAAUCCGAGCCGGUCGGUCCGGAAGUUCCAGCAUCACUACACCCAACAGAGCUGCAGCUGAUCACGAUACACCCGCGCUGGAUAGAUCGCUUUCCAUUUCCAAAGAUGCGUGACUCGCUAAUAUCACUCAGCGGCGUCAUUGACGAUGAAGAGUUCAUGAAGGAUCUGGCGUUGAUGCCGAGUUUCGAGAUCGUUCAAGGCAAAGCUCCUUGGGAUCCCAAAGCGUGGAAGAUCAAGAAACCUUUUGCCGAGAAAUGGGGUUACCUCUUUUUCUGA
Molecule: messenger RNA, 714 nt
Organism: Paraphaeosphaeria sporulosa
Lineage: Eukaryota; Fungi; Ascomycota; Dothideomycetes; Pleosporales; Didymosphaeriaceae
Exons: 1
Coding region: 1-714 (237 amino acids)
Source: RefSeq, a predicted model, not a curated record